GACAUGAGAGGGGAAAAAAAAAAAAAAAGAACAUGUUAAGUAAAAUGUCCUUAUAAAGACAAAAUCUAUUUCUUUCCUGGCUGAUGAUUUGUUACUCUAGUCACUUCCUGCCUUGUGACCACACACCCGGGGUUAACAAAGUUGUUCUCCAGAUCAGAAAGAAGGGGUUUUCUGGUUACACGCCAGCACCACUGAGAACAGUUUGGCUACCAGAACUGUUGCCUAACGCAGUAAAAAAUGGCCAGAGGAUCAGUAUCCGAUGAAGAAAUGAUGGAGCUCAGAGAAGCUUUUGCCAAAGUGGAUACCGAUGGCAACGGGUACAUCAGCUGCAAUGAGCUGAAUGACCUGUUCAAGGCUGCCUGCUUGCCUCUGCCUGGCUACAGGGUGAGAGAAAUUACAGAGAACCUGAUGGCCACAGGUGACCUGGACCAGGAUGGGAAGAUCAGCUUUGAUGAGUUUAUCAAGGUUUUUCAUGGCCUGAAAAGCACAGAGGUUGCCAAGACCUUUAGAAAAGCUAUCAAUAAGAAGGAAGGGAUUUGUGCGAUCGGGGGCACUUCCGAGCAGUCUAGUGUUGGCACCCAACACUCGUACUCAGAGGAAGAGAAGUAUGCCUUUGUCAACUGGAUAAACAAAGCCCUGGAAAAUGACCCUGAUUGCCGGCACGUCAUCCCUAUGGAUCCUAACACCAAUGAUCUCUUCAGUGCUGUUGGAGAUGGCAUCGUGCUUUGUAAGAUGAUCAAUCUGUCAGUGCCGGACACAAUUGAUGAGAGGACAAUCAACAAAAAGAAACUCACCCCUUUCACCAUUCAGGAAAAUUUGAACCUGGCUCUAAACUCUGCCUCAGCCAUUGGGUGCCACGUGGUUAAUAUCGGCGCUGAGGACUUAAAGGAGGGGAAGCCUUACUUGGUCCUGGGACUGUUGUGGCAGGUCAUCAAGAUUGGGUUAUUUGCCGACAUCGAGCUCAGCAGAAACGAAGCGCUGGCUGCUCUUCUGAGAGAAGGGGAGAGCCUGGAAGACCUGAUGAAGCUCUCUCCCGAGGAGCUGCUGCUGAGAUGGGCUAACUACCACCUGGAAAAUGCAGGCUGCAACAAAAUCAACAACUUCAGCAGCGACAUCAAGGACUCGAAAGCUUAUUACCACCUGCUUGAACAGGUGGCUCCAAAAGGAGAUGAAGAAGGUAUUCCUGCUGUUGUUAUUGACAUGUCAGGACUGAGGGAGAAGGACGACAUCCAGAGGGCGGAAUGCAUGCUGCAGCAGGCGGAGAGGCUGGGCUGCCGCCAGUUUGUCACGGCCACAGAUGUUGUCCGAGGGAACCCCAAGCUGAACUUGGCUUUUAUUGCCAACCUCUUUAACAAAUACCCUGCCCUGCACAAGCCUGAGAACCAGGACAUCGACUGGGGGGCUCUGGAAGGUGAGACGAGAGAAGAGCGGACAUUUAGGAACUGGAUGAACUCCUUGGGUGUAAACCCGCGAGUCAAUCAUCUGUACAGUGACUUAUCAGAUGCCCUGGUCAUCUUCCAGCUCUAUGAAAAGAUUAAAGUCCCUGUUGAUUGGAACAGAGUAAACAAACCACCAUACCCCAAACUGGGGGGGAACAUGAAGAAGCUUGAGAAUUGUAACUAUGCAGUGGAACUGGGGAAGAAUCAGGCAAAGUUCUCCCUGGUUGGCAUUGGUGGACAAGAUCUCAAUGAAGGAAACCGCACCCUAACGUUGGCCUUGGUCUGGCAGUUAAUGAGAAGGUACACAUUGAAUAUUCUUGAAGAAAUUGGAGGCGGGCAGAAGGUCAAUGAUGACACUAUUGUCAACUGGGUGAAUGAAACAUUGAAGGAAGCGGAGAAGAAUUCAUCCAUCUCUAGUUUCAAGGACCCGAAGAUCAGCACAAGUCUGCCGGUCCUUGACCUCAUCGAUGCCAUUCAGCCAGGUUCCAUUAACUAUGACCUUCUGAAGACGGAGAACCUGAAUGAAGAAGAGAAACUCAACAAUGCGAAGUAUGCCAUCUCUAUGGCCCGAAAAAUUGGAGCGAGAGUGUAUGCGCUUCCAGAAGACUUGGUGGAAGUGAACCCCAAGAUGGUCAUGACCGUGUUCGCUUGCCUCAUGGGGAAAGGAAUGAAGAGGGUGUAAGGCCCAGUGGGCGGGGUAGGGUCUACGUGGGUCUCUGGCUGCUCACGCCUGGUGCUCCCAGGAAACACGGGAGGAGGCGGCCAUUCCAAAGUUUCAACUCGAUGACAUUAUACACAGUUCCAAAAAAAAAAUGUGCAUCUGUCCAGCCAAGUAGCCUUCACGUAUUUAACAAAAAGUGCUUUAUUCUUUGCAAAAGACCCAGUCUCUUACAAAUAUUUUUUUUUAUCAUUGAAUUGAUUGCUUCUUUGAAAAUGUAGAGAAAAAGAGAUCUUACUUCCCAGGCGCCUUUCCUGCCUUUGCCGUUGUAGUCAGGUAUAGAAGUCUCACGUGCAGUUCACUUUGACAUAAUCUUUCAAACCAGCUUACAUUGUCUGCCUUCUUGUUCGGGGUGAGAACCAGGAGGGGAGAAUCAUCGGAGGGGAGAACCGUGAAACCAGCCCUGAAGCUGGCUUCUGGAGGCCAGCGUUUGCUCUGUUACAAGCCUCCUUUCUGUUGCAAGCCUCCUUUCUGUUGCCCUUCUACCUGGGUCUACCUGUUGUGACUUUGCUCUCCACCCCCGCAGAACCUGCCCUCUCUGUGGCUCCCCUCUGCUGGCCACCCUCCUCUCUGAGCCUUCUGGGUCAUCUGACAAAUCAGGCUGUAUUGGGGUCCCCAAGAGUGUCUGGUAACCUCCAGACCUAAGACUUAUCAUCAGAACAUUUUCUUAGAACUGUGUCUGCUAAUCUCCAGAACGAAGACUUAUCAUCAGAGCAUUUUCUCAAAACUAGGGUCCCAGAUGUCAUCAGAUUUUAUUUUUUCAGUCAAUGAGAAGCCCUCUGUUUUUAACCCUAGGAUCUGGGCUCUGACCAGAUCUACUAUCUUAAAUGCCGUGCCUUCAGAUAGAUUGUUAACUGUUGGUGGAAGGUAGUGUUCAAGGAGGGUGUCAUUGAGCAGCAAACCACUAGAGGGUAGUGUGGAGUCAUAACAAAGUUUCUGGUCUCAGGUGCUGCCUCUGUGUUUUUAGCCCUGCGUAUUAGAUUUGGAGAAGGAAACAGCAGCCCAGUCCAGUAUUCUUGCCUGGAGAAUUCCAUGGACAGAGGAGCCUGGCGGGCUACAGUCCAUGGGGUCGCAAAGAGUCAGACACGACUGAGCGACUAAUGUUUUCAUUAGAUCUAGUUAUUACAGUGUGGCUAGAUAUCUGAUGACUGGGAACUGCCUUGCUCUGAUUUCAUUUGCUGUUAGAUCAUAGUGCAUGUGAUGCCUGCUGGGCCAUAGGAUCAACGUUUACUUUUUUGGUACCCUCAAAUGCCCAGGGGUUAUAUGUGCCAAUGAACAGUGCCUCCACCUCAACCCCAAACCUGACCCCCACCAACACACUCACAUAUACACAUACCUAGCCAGGUAUCAAGCUGGCUAGGAACUGGCGCAGUCGCUUUAUGAAGAGCUAAUUUACUGGAUAUUUAAAGAAUUCCUAAACAAAACCCAGGGAACACUGUGCUCUUGAGCAGUUUCCUUGAAAACUUACCAAAGGCUUAAAUAGCAACAGAGCAUUGGGCACCGAUGCCAGACCCCUUCUGUCAUGGUGGAAGGGCUCAUGGAGGAGGUAUCUGCUUUAGGGGCGGUGUGUAGUGGAACUUAGUCAUUUUUCAAAGCGACUGAAAUGCAUUGCCCCUGUCUGCUCCUUGUCAGUGGGCUCAGGAAGCCGAGAUAUGGCUUCUCCCAGCCCAUAUAAUCUGUAUUUCUGCUGCAUCUGAUUGCAAAGUGGUUGGCUUUGUCUUAAUCUGCACUUAAUGUAGCCCGCAGACGAUUCUCCCCCCAUCUGCCUCCAGGAGGAAUGUUACUGCCUUAAUGGAAAAUGAAGAUAAAAUAAUGCUCAAUCAAGAUCUCUCCAAAUAAAAUGUUCCCCAUAUCGGA
This is a messenger RNA of Capra hircus (goat), 4014 nucleotides long. It is a transcript of the gene LCP1, whose product is annotated as lymphocyte cytosolic protein 1. The transcript is spliced from 16 exons. Gene Ontology annotation, biological process: actin filament bundle assembly; actin filament network formation. Gene Ontology annotation, cellular component: actin filament; actin filament bundle; cytoplasm. Gene Ontology annotation, molecular function: actin filament binding; calcium ion binding. Bases 238 to 2121 code for a protein of 627 amino acids. Lineage: Eukaryota; Metazoa; Chordata; Mammalia; Artiodactyla; Bovidae. The record is from RefSeq and is a predicted model, not a curated record.